GUCGGGCAUCGACCGCCGCGGUGGCAAAACAUUUUCUAUGUUUACAUUUAGGUGAACACUGAAUACCUAAGCAGGGUUAUGCAAUAUGCGAAUGAGGCCUACACCGAGAUGGUGUACAACCUCAUAGACCCCAGUAGGUCGUAGGCGUGUUGCUCUAUAGAUACCUUAGAACGCAAGCGUCCCCUUUCCUCUCGUUUCUCGUACAAGCCAAAAAUUCCUACUCGUACACAAGCAAAACCACCAUGUCGACUGAACAAGACAAGCUCAAUGUCAACAGCAGUUCCUCGACGCGCGAUGUUUCCAUGGAUAGCCGCGUUUCGCAGGCAGAGACCAGAGACGGCCAUGAGAAGCCUCAGGAGCAUGUCUACCCUGGGCCAAAUCGUGUAAACUCGAUGCUCUCGCGCCGCGCGACGUUCUGCAGUGCUACCAGAAACCAGAAGAACAAGUUCACCCGCCGCAUGCAACGUUUGAAAAGAGCGAACUUUCAUCAAACUUCAAAUACAUCUUCGCGACAGAAUGAUGGCGAGCCGAUGGACCGAGACGCCGUGCCGAUCAGAUGUGAUCUGGACACCAUUAUGGAAUUGAUUUCAUCAGGAGGGCAGUGCGUCCGAUCCUCUUCGGAUCGUUCGAAAACAGUCAAAUUACCUGAAUUCGAUGAUCUCCGUGCAUAUCUCCCCGCAGGCCUUAGUGCCACAGAGCUCUGGAAGGACGAGGCUACUAGACUAAAGGGAAUAGUGGAAAGCCACGACCCAAGUCUGGUCUUCAACCCUAAAGGCUUCUUCAGCGGAGAUGGUGAAGAAGGGUACCAGGACCUUGGUAGGCUGGCGGAGAUCGUAUUCUCUGCCUUUUCACUUUGCCUGAUGGACAACGAAUGCAUUAAUGUCGAAUCUUGCAAGGCCCUUGCCAACAGGGACCGCCUCAAAAAGCUCCUUCAGCAGGCGCAAGUGAGCCAGACGAAUGGCGAGUGGGAGGAGAACAGAGAAGGAGACCAGGCAAAAAAGAAAACCUCGGACGCCAUAUUCUCGUUGAUCGACUAUAUCUCCGCUAUCUUGGCCAGAUUGAUCUCUCAAUCAGCGACUGGGAAUUUUUGGUGCGGCAACGUGCUAGCUGUGCUCACGAAGCGUGUGACUAAGCUAAAAGUGUUGCUGCUUGACAUGAAUGCCAACACGCUGAUCUCUUGCCAAGCAGGCGAGGCAGCUCUCGAUAGGACCGGCCUAUCUAGUAAGCUCUCAAAUGGAAUCCUUGAUGAAGAAGAAUGCGAAGAAGUUCUCCGUAUGAUCGACACCGAAACCAAGGAAGGCCUCACCACCACAGCGAACGCAGAAGUCGCCCGGUACUGCGUUGAUCAGAACCGGAACCGUUCCGGAAUAGAUACAAUAUUUCGCUACCUACUCCUCUCGCUCAGAUUCCAGAAUCGAUCUGGACUACACGGUACAUCAUUUGAGAUCUGCGGUAUGGUUUACGCAACUGGAUUUGAGGAUUUCAAGGCUCUCCUCUUCCAAGACAGAGACUUGGAGUAUUCGGCCUCUUCAGACCAGGACACUAUCAAUACUGCUCACUCGGCAUUCAAAAUCUUAUACCAGGCCUUGAAACACGUUAAACAGGACGCUCCCCGCAAACCUCCUGGUCGCCUGCAGACAACGGUUGAAUGGGGACAUUGUGAAGCCGAAGAUAAGACGCCACGAAGUAAUCUCUCAGCGGAAUAUUCGAUGUGCGAUUUGUCACAGUAUAAGAUGCGCACAGCCGUUAUGGACUCAAUGGGAGACAUAGUCACCGUGAUGGUUCCUCUAAUCCUCACCAGCCCUGUCGCCGUCUCUAACCUUACCAAGUACCGUACGAUGAUGGCGCUAACCAGCGACGCUAAGGACGUCGUCCAGCCAUUCAAGGAAAAGGACUACAACGCCUUCUUCCGUAUGUACACAGACAAAUUCGAGGUCGAUAGCAAAGCGUGGGACGUCAUGCGUCUGUCUGACGCAGUUAAGGCCAAAGUCUUCUCUCGCUACAAUCUGGCCUCCGGCGGAGAUACUUCCAAAAGCUCCAAAAAGAUAGCCCGAAAGAUGACCGAGAUGUCGCGGGAGAUGGACGGCUGGGUGAUUGACGAGAAAGGUAUCACCGUUAAUUGCAAGUUCCAGGUCUGCUAUAUCGUCCUCGUCGCGUUCCUAAUAGCCGCUGGCGGGCUAUCGGUCAUCGCAGCGGGCGACCGCAUCACCGCCGUGGACCCUUCCAAUCUAUCGACGUAUCUCUGGGUCGUAGCUGGUUUUUAUCUGCUAGUGUGCAAGAGCCGGUUCGUCCAAGACUGGCCGUGGAGCGACUUUUUGCAUUUUCGCGUACGUUGCCGAUCCGUGUCGGAGCUGCACGCCAUCUCCGGUAUCAACGAGCAGUUCAUCAUAGCCAAGCUCCUGCACGAUGAGCGCGGCGGUGGCGUGUUGAAGACUCGAGGGCCGUAUAAUAAAGUCUUUCUGCAACACGGCUCGGACGAGGGUUUCUCGAUUGAUUGUCCCCUACACAUGACAACGUUACUGCUAAGCGGAUUGAUCAUGCUCAAGGUCGUUACCCCUCGCGGUCAUGCGUUGGUAUGUCUAGACGCUCGGCGUGGGACAGAGCUCAAGGUGGUCGAGCACCAGGGGAGCGAAGCCCAGGAGCAUCUGGUCUGCGAUGAUAUCAAUCGACUGCAGGAUCAACAACGGUGGAAGAAGCCUCAGGACAAGAUGAGGCUACAGUUGGUGAAGUCGAAGGAGUUGAAGUGGAAAAGAGUGCAGGGUGUUUAUAAGGAUAUGGAUGCUAUAUUUGUCUAAGCAGAUAAAAAUCAGGGGAUAGCACCUAUGCGCCUGUUUAUUAUACACGAUAUUAAUAUGAAGCAUUCCAUUAUUACGAUAAUCCAAUUUUAACACGUUUCCAAG
Annulohypoxylon truncatum is the source of this 2900-nucleotide messenger RNA. RefSeq lists its product as uncharacterized. Bases 243 to 2795 code for a protein of 850 amino acids. The record is from RefSeq and is a predicted model, not a curated record. Lineage: Eukaryota; Fungi; Ascomycota; Sordariomycetes; Xylariales; Hypoxylaceae. The transcript has a single exon.